Messenger RNA from Carcharodon carcharias (great white shark), 3268 nucleotides. RefSeq names its product beta-carotene oxygenase 2a (gene bco2a). The transcript has 14 exons. The record is from RefSeq and is a predicted model, not a curated record. Lineage: Eukaryota; Metazoa; Chordata; Chondrichthyes; Lamniformes; Lamnidae. Gene Ontology annotation, molecular function: beta-carotene 15,15'-dioxygenase activity; carotenoid dioxygenase activity. Gene Ontology annotation, biological process: carotene catabolic process; retinal metabolic process. Gene Ontology annotation, cellular component: mitochondrion. The coding region runs from base 161 to 1972 and encodes 603 amino acids.
AGAGACUUUGUCGGAGCCGCAGACGAACUAGGAAAGGGCAAUUGUGGUUGCCCUCUGUUAUUUUAAAUGGGUCAUUGUACAAGCUACAAGAAAUAAAUUGAAAGCGAAACAUAAUUGGAGUAAAUGUGUAUAGAGCCUUGCAGUCCUUUGGACGAGGCAGAUGUCAGCUGUUCCAGUCAAAAUUGUUGAAAAUAAAGGGAUAAAGCGUAGAAAAGAAAUGGAGAAUGAAUAUUGUGAAGCACCCCUUCAAACCAAAAGACACGUGGUCUCAGCUUCUGCUUCAGAUGCAGGAGGAUUUGCUUCUAAUUCAGGAUCAGUGGAAAAAAUCCUGCAAGUUUUGAGGCACCUGCUUCCAAAUAGGAUGGAGGAACCAAUAUAUUACAGCAGGAAAAAGGGACUGGAGUGUUUAGCACCACUGUUCAUGACUGUGGAGGAAACCCCUGCACCCAUUCUUGUGAAAGUGAAAGGGGAAAUUCCUAAAUGGUUAACAGGAAAUCUGCUGAGAAAUGGGCCUGGAAAAUUUGAGUUUGGAAAUGACAAAUACAACCAUUGGUUUGAUGGUAUGGCAUUGAUGCAUCAGUUUAAAAUUGAAGAUGGUAAUGUGACCUAUAUGAGCAGGUUUCUACGCAGUGAAACAUAUCGGACCAACAGUGCAAACAACCGUAUCAUGGUAUCUGAAUUUGGAACAAUAGCGAUGCCUGAUCCUUGCAAAAACAUUUUUGAACGAUUCAUUAGCAAAUUUGAAGUACUAAAAUCCACUGAUAAUGGCAGUGUGAACUUUGCACGGUACAAAGGAGACUACUAUGCAACCACAGAAACUAAUUUCAUCCAUAAAGUGAAUCCUAAUACCCUGGACACAGAAGAAAAGGUAGAUUGGACCAAAUUUAUUGCAGUGAAUGGAGCAACAGCCCAUCCACAUUAUGAUCCUGAUGGGACAACCUACAAUAUGGGCAAUUCAUAUGGAAAAAAUGGCACGAUAUAUAGCAUCAUUGCAGUUCCUCUCAAGUCCAAUGAUGAGGAGACACUUCAAGGGGCCAGAAUUGUUUGUGGCAUUACACCAGCAGACAGCAUGGAGCCUUCUUACUACCACAGCUUUGGAAUGUCCAAAAACUAUAUCAUCUUUGUUGAGCAACCGCUGAAAAUAAAUGUACUGAAAAUUCUCACAUCCAAAUUCAGAGGUAAAAGUUUGAACUGUGCGAUAAACUGGGAGCCAGAACGCAACACCAUUAUCCAUGUAGCUAACAAACACACAGGAGAGAUGAUUCCAUUCAAGUAUUACACCAAAGCCUUCUGUAUAUUCCACCAUAUCAAUGCAUUUGAAGACAAUGGCUUUAUUGUUCUUGAUCUCUGCUGUUUUGACAAUGGCAAUUUUGUAAAGAACAUAAACCUGCAAAACUUCCGCCAGACUGGAGAAGCACUGGAUGAGAUCUACAAUACUUUACCAAAAGGCUUUCCACGCAGAUUUGUCUUACCUUUGAACAUCAACUCCAACACAUCUAUUGAUCAAAACCUCAAUACUUUGACAUACAGCAGCGCAGUUGUAUUCAGAAAGGCUGAUGGAAAGAUUUGGUGUGAGUCUGAGGACCUCCAUGAUAGUGAUUUGCUGGAUGAAGGUGGAAUGGAAUUUCCACAAAUUAACUAUGCAAAGUAUAAUACGAAGAAAUACAAAUUUUUCUAUGGCUGUGGAGCAAACGAGAUAAUGGUAGAUUCUCUUAUAAAGAUGGAUGUGGAAACAAAGAAAUUUAAAACUUGGAAAGAAAAGGGGUACUAUCCAUCAGAGCCGGUCUUUGUGCCCUCACCCAACAGUGUCGACGAGGAUGAUGGAAUUAUCUUAUCUGUAGUCGUUUCACCAAAUCCAAAUAAGAGCAGUUUGCUGCUUGUACUCGAUGCCAAGACCUUCACUGAAAUGGGCAGAGCAGAAGUAGCUGUCCGUAUACCAUUUGGGUUUCAUGGUGUCUUUGCAGAACGCUAGACUUUAUCGAAGCAAUUCCAAGAUUUGUGCAACUGGGUUCCAGCACCUCAGGCACUUCCAAAAAUUUUAAUCAAAGGCUUGCACUUUUUUACACUCUGAAUAAGCAAUAAUAAUUAAUUUAUGAAUUUAAUACAUUGGAUUUCGCUUAAGAGCAGCUCUGAUAAGCUCACGUUGUGUGGUGUGGGCCAGAGCAUUAUAGCUUUCACCCACAAUGGAGGACUCAAGGUCACACCUAGGGUUCAAUUUUAACCAUUCUUGACCUCCUAUUACUGAAGCACUAGCACAAUGUUAAGAAAUUGCUUUGUUGUUGGCACAGCCACAUUCAGAAGCAGCAAAAAAAACAGCUUUAUCUUCCUCAGCUAACUGAGGUAAUAGUUACAGAAUCACACGAACAGAGAAUGAGCUGUCAGCGCAUCACCUUGGCCCAUUUUGGUUCAGUGAAUCAAUCUAUGGAACACACUUCUUAGAUGCAUGGUGGAAGCCAUUAGUAUUAACCUAAUCAAAAGCAAAUUAAAUAGAUUUCCUUCAGAAGUAACAUUUUGUAUUCCAGUAUAUGAAACAUGACAUGGAAAAUAUGGUAUGCUUGGGAGGAACAGAUGUCUUUGGACCUAUUGUUUUCAAACUCUCAAUCACUCAGAUUUUUUUCUCUUGUUUCAAGGUCUGUUGUGUACUAUUUAAUAGAGAUUGAUUGCUAUGUUUAGUCAAUAAUUCUUACAGUUGCAUCAUUUGUCUACUAGGAUGGCAGAAGGUGAACGAGAUGGACCUUGGUCUUUUUUUGUAUAGCAACUCUUAUCUUCUUAUGAUGAUGCAAAAGAAAGAUAGAUAGAGAGGCACUAUUUCUGCUGGCUAGGGAGUCUAGGACUAGGAGACAUAGCCUAAAAUUUGGAGUAAGUCCUUUGAAGAGUAAAGUUAGGAAACACUUAUACAUGAAGAGUAGUAGAAGAUUGGAACUCUCUUUCGCAAACAUCAGUUGAUGCUAGAUCUAAGCGAAAAAUCUGAGAUUGUUAGGUUUUUGUUAAUCAAAGAUAUAUGGGGCAAAGAUGGGUAUGUGGAGUUGGGUCACAGAUCAGCCAUGAUUUAGUUGAAUGGUGCAACGGGCUUGAGGAGUGAAAAGUCAUCCCUCCUGCCCCUAUGUUCCAGGGUUACAAACAAAUAAAACAGGCACAGUCUACCCCUACUUAAAUAAAAACAAAAAACUGCGGAUGCUGGAAAUCCAAAACAAAAACAGAAUUACCUGGAAAACCUCAGCAGGUCUGGCAGCAUCGGCGGAGAAGAAAAGAGUUGACGUUUCGAGUC